Messenger RNA from Exophiala mesophila, 1947 nucleotides. Its product is annotated as tubulin alpha chain. Gene Ontology annotation, molecular function: structural constituent of cytoskeleton; GTP binding. The transcript is spliced from 5 exons. Gene Ontology annotation, biological process: mitotic cell cycle; microtubule cytoskeleton organization. The record is from RefSeq and is a predicted model, not a curated record. Lineage: Eukaryota; Fungi; Ascomycota; Eurotiomycetes; Chaetothyriales; Herpotrichiellaceae. Gene Ontology annotation, cellular component: cytoplasm; microtubule. Bases 185 to 1537 code for a protein of 450 amino acids.
UAACCUAGAACUUGCAGCCUGCACCUGCACCUGCACCUUUCGUUGUUCCCCUUCGAGUUCUCGCGCACAACAACCAACAGGCUUGUCCACAUUUCAUCUCCGUCAAUUCGACAUUUUUCUUCGUCCAAGAGCGAACUCCGUCAAUCCCUCCAUCUCUCGAGAAUCAUCUUACACAAACACCAAGAUGCGUGGAGAAGUAUGUCACCUGCACAUCGGACAGGCCGGCACCCAAUUGGGCAACGCUGCCUGGGAGUUAUAUCUCCUCGAGCACGGCCUCAAGGCUGAUGGCCGCCCCGACCCUGAAGCCAACGUCGGCGAUCCUGGUUCUUACGAGACAUUCUUCAACGAAACUAGUGGAGACAAGCAUGUUCCUCGUUCCAUCUUCGUCGAUCUCGACCCCUCCCCUAUCGAUGAAAUCCGUACCGGCAAAUACCGUCAACUCUUCCACCCAGAGCUCUUGAUCAGUGGCAAGGAAGAUGCUGCAAACAAUUAUGCUCGUGGUCAUUAUACCAUUGGCAAAGAGUUGGUUGAUGAUGUCCUGGACAAAAUUCGCAAAGUUGCCGACAACUGCACUUCGCUUCAAGGUUUCUUGAUCUUUCACUCUUUUGGUGGUGGUACUGGUUCAGGCUUCGGCGCCCUCCUCCUCGAGAGACUCUCAGUCGACUACGGAAAGAAGUGCAAGCUCGAGUUCGCCGUCUAUCCCGCUCCACAGGUCUCGUCAUCGGUCGUUGAGCCCUACAAUGCCGUUCUUUCCACCCAUAGUACUAUCGAACACGCCGACUGCACUUUCCUCGUCGACAACGAAGCCGUCUACGACAUUUGCCGCCGUAGUCUCGACAUUCCACGACCAGAUUAUGAACACCUCAAUCGUCUGAUCGCCCAGGUGGUCUCCUCAGUCACCUCCAGCCUGCGUUUCGACGGCGCCCUGAACGUUGACUUGAACGAGUUCCAAACCAACUUGGUUCCCUACCCUCGCAUCCACUACCCGCUCAUCAGCUACGCACCAGUGGUGUCAGCCAAGCGAUCUUCUCACGAGAGCUUCAAGGUGCACGAUCUGACCCUCCAAUGUUUCGAGCCUAACAACCAAAUGGUGGUUUGCGAUCCACGCAACGGAAAAUACAUGGCCGUCGCUCUUCUCUACCGUGGCGAUGUUGUUCCUCGGGACACCAAUGCCGCUAUUGCUUCUCUGAAAGCCAAGUCCAGCUUCCAUCUAGUUGACUGGUGUCCUACCGGCUUCAAAGUUGGCAUCAACUACCAGCCACCCAUGCCUGUUCCCGGCGGUGAGUUGGCACGCGUUGAUCGAUCAGUCAGCAUGUUAUCCAACACCACUGCAAUUGCCGAAGCCUGGAGCCGACUUGACCACAAGUUCGACCUCAUGUAUUCCAAGCGUGCCUUCGUUCAUUGGUACGUCGGAGAGGGCAUGGAGGAAGGUGAAUUCUCCGAGGCUCGAGAAGAUCUCGCUGCCUUGGAGAAGGAUUAUGAAGAGGUUGCUAGCGACAGCCUGGAGGUCGACGACGAAGCUGGUGCUGAGUACUGAUUGUGUAAGACUUGAGACGAUUGCCGGCAGGGUCUUUUCUGAUUGUUUGAUCAGACAGAGUCCCCGUCAAUCUUUGGUUGCAACGAUUAUCCUAUUCGAGCAUGGCAAAGUCAGGACACAGACCACCAGCAUUGGGAACGCUAGAGCCUGGCACCAUGGGCGCCGGAAUCUGUGAGACAUGAAGCGAUGAUUGUGUUGAGUAUAGGAGAGUAAUUCCUUCGACCCGAAUGAAUGUUCCGUCGGAGUUGGAGGGUUAGAAGUCUCGGGCUGACUAACAGACGUUGGAUUUUGUUCAUACAUAGCUUCACUGUAGUUGCUUGCAGGGACAAGAGAUGAUGCCGUAGGCGGCGACGUCGAACAUCACUCUCGCUAUCCAAGCUACAACUCAAAGACAUAUUGGACACUCAACA